UGCAAAGGAUACAAAUAUUGUAUAAUUAUAUGAUAUAUAAUAUCAAGCAACAGUUAUAGGUUGCAGUAAGUUCAGUGGUUGGCUUAGUCCAGUUGUGUGAUCAUGGCUUUGGCAGAGGUGGAUGAGUUAUGGAGUCUUAUUGCAGCAGGAAGGAACGAUCUCCUGUACCGUUCCUUAGAGCAGCGGGGUUGGAUCAGUCUGCUGCUAAAACUGCUCUUUAACUUGUCCAGUGUGCUAUGGAGGGGGUGGGAGGGGUUGUCCCUGAUUGCCAGCAGUUUUGAGAGAGAAGCUAGACUGGGACUACGAGUGUGUCAGGGAGACCUGCAGGAGGCCGCCAUCCAGAUCAGCAACCGUCGCCAGGAGCGUCAGGAGCUUAUGCAGAGGGAGCAGCAGAAGAAGAAGACGAGGAUGGAGGCCAUUUCCACCCUGGCUGAGCUGGGAUACUCCAGGAGAGACGCUGCCAGAGCUCUGCACCACACCAACGGAAACGUGGACAAAGCUUACACCAUCCUGCUGGACUCCAGUCAGGCUGCUCAGGCCACCAACAACAACACAGAGGGGAUGAUCAGUCCGGAGAAGGUGGAGCAGUUGCUGUAUUUGGGUUUCGAGCGAGAAUCGUCUGAAGCAGCGCUCCAACUGACGGACGGCAACGUCCAAGCAGCGACUCAGCUCCUGCUGGACAACCAGGGCGUCCUUUCUCCGGACCUCCUGUCCCCGCCAUCCACCUCCACCUCCUCCUCCUCCUCGCCGUCCUCUGAGGAGCCCAGCACCUCCUCCAGCUCCCCAGAGGAAAAUGAGCUGGUUAACGAGGUGUUGGAGGACAUUCCUCGUCAUGAGGAAGAUUAUCUGGACUUGACGCUGGAGGAGGAGAGCGAGCUCAUCGCCACCAUGAAGACAUAUCUGAACCGAGAGCCCACGCACACAGUUUGACCCAGACACCUUGGACUUAAAUUAACCUUGUUCUGCUCUAAAAUGAACAUCAAGGGUUCUUCUCUGGUUUCUUAUGGAUUGAUGAUACUAAUAUUUUUCCUUUAUUACUGAUAACAAUACAGAUACUUUCAGCCCCUUAAAGGAAAAUG
This is a messenger RNA of Melanotaenia boesemani (Boeseman's rainbowfish), 1079 nucleotides long. Its product is annotated as NEDD8 ultimate buster 1-like. Lineage: Eukaryota; Metazoa; Chordata; Actinopteri; Atheriniformes; Melanotaeniidae. Gene Ontology annotation, molecular function: protein binding. Gene Ontology annotation, biological process: regulation of ubiquitin-dependent protein catabolic process. The coding region runs from base 103 to 930 and encodes 275 amino acids. The record is from RefSeq and is a predicted model, not a curated record. The transcript has 5 exons.